This is a messenger RNA of Prunus mume (Japanese apricot), 1530 nucleotides long. RefSeq names its product SH3 domain-containing protein. The record is from RefSeq and is a predicted model, not a curated record. Gene Ontology annotation, molecular function: protein binding. NCBI's taxonomy places the organism in Eukaryota, Viridiplantae, Streptophyta, Magnoliopsida, Rosales, Rosaceae.
UUGAAUCGAAUUCCAUCGGACGGUCAUUAACCUAAGAACAUCAUACACCUCACUAGCACACAAACAUUUCCCAAAAAACAGAGCAGCUCGUCAGCUCUGUAUAGUUCAUAACCCAACCCAGUAGAGACCAAAAUGUAAAACACUGGUUGGGUUUCGGAGUUUCAGAUCCAUAAAGCUUCAAACUCAAAGGCUCGUUAAAUCUCGUAGCAAUUUGUCUUCUUUUUCAGUUUGAUCUCAAUUCUUUGCUUUUCUUCAAGGAAACAGAGCCUGAAGAAGAAGAAUGGAUGCUUUAAGAAAACAAGCCAGUAAGCUCCGAGAGCAGGUCGCAAAACAGCAACAGGCUGUAAUAAAGCAGUUCAGUGGGACUGGUUAUGAAAGCUCAGAUGUUAUGGUAAUAGAUGAGGUUGAGAUGCAGAGACAUCAACAGCUGGAGAAACUGUACAGGUCCACUCGUGCAGGAAAGGAUUUUCAGAAAGAAGUUCUUAGAGCAGCAGAAGCGUUCACAGCCAUAGGGUAUAAGCAUAUUGAAGCAGGAACCAAGUUGUCUGAGGAUUGUAGCAGAUAUGGUGCUGAAAACACAAAUGAUAAAAUUUUAGCUAAGGGUGCAUCCAUAUAUGGUGAUGCUCGUAAGCAUGUGGAAAAGGAACAAGAAGACUUCAAUAAGCUGCUGUCUUCUCAGAUUUUAGAUCCGUUAAGAGCAAUGAUAGCUGGUGCUCCUUUGGAAGAUGCUCGCCAUCUUGCUCAACGUUAUAGUCGAAUGAGGCAAGAAGCAGAGACACAGGCCGUAGAAGUUUCCAGAAGACAAGCACGAGUAAGAGAACUCCCAAAUCCUGAAAAUGUUGCAAAGCUGCAGGCAGCUGAAGCAAAGAUGAAAGAAUUAAAAGCAAACAUGGCAGUUCUGGGUAUAGAAGCUUCAGCUGCAUUGGCUGCUGUGGAAGCACAGCAGCAAAGACUGACUUUCCAGAGGCUUGUUGCACUGGUUGAAGGAGAAAAGACUUACCAUCUGAGAGUGGCUGCCAUUCUUGGUGAGGUUGAAGCUGAGAUGGUUUCAGAGAAACAACGGAAAGAGUCUGCUCCUCCCGUGAUUCCACAAGAGAACUCCUCAGAGAAAACAAUGUACUUCUUGGCUGAAGCAACACAUUCUUUCAGUGCCGCAUCAGAGAAGGAACUAAGCUUGUCAGUGGGUGACUAUGUUGUUGUACGAAAGGUGAGCCCAUCAGGAUGGUCAGAAGGAGAGUGCAAAGGUAAAGGAGGAUGGUUUCCAUCAGGCUAUGUGGAGAAGCGCCAGCGGCUUCCAGCCAGUGAUCUCAGUGCAGAAGUUUACUGAGCCCUUAGUUUCGUAUUUUUACAAUUCUGUUAUCGUCACAAAAUGACGAGGAUUUGUUGGUCAUUGCUGGGGUUUUCAUGUUCUUGUUUGUCCUCGAUGGCAUGAUGUAGUCAGGACAUGCGUGUGCAUAUUGUAUCUUUCAAAUUUUCAUGGCACAAUGCUUUAUCAUGAUUCAUGAAUGCUAUAUAAAUAUGUAUUUAAUU